Molecule: messenger RNA, 720 nt
Organism: Podospora pseudopauciseta
Lineage: Eukaryota; Fungi; Ascomycota; Sordariomycetes; Sordariales; Podosporaceae
Exons: 1
Coding region: 1-720 (239 amino acids)
Source: RefSeq, a predicted model, not a curated record
AUGACUUGGGAUGACGAGAGGAUGAACAACCAGACCGAGUUUGCGGGCUGUUACGAUGAUGAUGGCGGGCAGACAUAUUCGCUUACUAUCCUCAAGAAACCGGAGUACCCCGUGAUAUGGGAGCGUUUUCCCGGCGUGUUUCUGCAUCGGUUGACGGUGCUGGAGGAAGAGAGUCUGAUUGAGAGGGUUGAGAGGGAUGAUGAGCGGGGUAUAUGGGGGUUUUUGGGGCAGGGGAAUGGGAGUAGGUAUACUAUUGUUUGGAAGGAGGCGCCGAGUAGGGAGAGGGAGAGGAGGUUGGGGUGGGAUAGGCUGGAGCGGGAGGAGAAGAGGGAGUGGGAGGGGGCGGUGGGGAGGUGGGAAAGGGAGAUGAGGGGGUAUGAGAGGCAGGUUUGGGCGUUGGGGUUGAUGAGGGCUUGGUUGGGGGGGGCGAUUGAUAGGGGUUUGUUAAGGAAGGUGAUGGAUCCGGAUGAGGGUGUGGUUUUUGAAGUUAGAAAGAGGGGGGGGAGGAGGAGGGAUGAUGAUGUGGGGGACUGGGGGGAGGCCGGGGGAUUGAGGAAGUUGGUCAUGGGGUGUAUGAGGGUGCUGGAGGUGGAGGAGGAUGAGAGGUGGAGAGUUGAGGAGGAGAGGGAAGAGGAGGAGGAGGAGGAGGAGGAGAAUGAGGAGAAUGAGGAGGAAAGGAGAAGGGAAAUUAGGGAGAAGAAGAGGAAGGCGGUGGACUGA